AUGAAGCCCUUUCGCCAAUUGGCCCGCCGCCAGGCCCUCUCUGGGCUCGCGACUCCUCGCAUCCUCUCGUCCCAGAUCGCCGCCACCAGCCGUUUACGGCUACGGAAUUUCAGCUCGACUGCGUCGGUGGCUCAAUUGGCAGCUUUGGACCCUUCAAAGCUGACAGUGACCAAGACUCAGUCUCCUAAGAAGCUCACGCCUCCUAAUGAGCUGGUUUUCGGCAAGACCUUCACCGACCACAUGGUAUCAGUCGAGUGGACAGCCACCGAAGGCUGGCACAGCCCUCGCAUCAUACCCUAUCAGAACCUCAGCCUUGAUCCCUCUACUUGCGUGUUCCAUUAUGCUUUUGAAUGUUUCGAGGGAAUGAAGGCAUACAAGGAUAAGAACGGUGGCACUCGGUUGUUCCGUCCGAAUAAGAACAUGGAGCGCUUGAACAAAUCCUCCGCCCGCAUUGCUCUCCCUACAGUUGACGGUGAUGCUCUUACGAAAGUAAUUGGAGAGUUCGUGAAGCUGGAUGAUCGCUUUAUUCCGGACAGACCCUUGGUGUUGGUCCCCCCUGGAUCUGCUCUGCUAUUCGUCAUUGCCAGCCCAGUCGGUCCCUACUACCCCACUGGGUUCAAGGCAAUCUCGCUUGAAGCUACCGAUUAUGCUGUCCGUGCUUGGCCUGGUGGUGUCGGGGACAAAAAGUUGGGUGCCAACUAUGCCCCAUGCAUCUUGCCCCAGCUGGAGGCUGCCUCGCGGGGGUUCCAGCAGAACCUUUGGCUCUUCGGCGAAGAGGAGUACGUGACCGAGGUCGGCACAAUGAAUCUUUUCGUUGCACUGAAGAACAAGGAAACCGGUAAGAAGGAGCUUAUCACUGCUCCCUUGGAUGGCACUAUCCUCGAGGGUGUAACCAGAGACUCGGUGCUUGCACUCGCUCGAGAGAGAUUGGAGCCCAAGGGCUGGACCAUUUCCGAACGCAAGAUUCGUAUGUCCGAAGUCGCGGAAGCUUCUCAAGAGGGCCGAAUGAUUGAAGUCUUUGGAGCUGGUACAGCUGCUAUUGUCAGCCCAGUGCGAAGCAUUAGCUACCGUGGUAAACUUGUGGACUGUGGUCUGAAGGAGAACGAGGAAGCGGGCGAGAUUGCCCUUCAGAUGAAGAACUGGAUCGAGGAUAUCCAAUAUGGUGAUGAGCCGCACCCAUGGAGCUACGUCGUUUGA
Molecule: messenger RNA, 1197 nt
Organism: Penicillium chermesinum
Lineage: Eukaryota; Fungi; Ascomycota; Eurotiomycetes; Eurotiales; Aspergillaceae
Product: branched-chain amino acid aminotransferase, cytosolic
Exons: 4
Coding region: 1-1197 (398 amino acids)
Biological process (GO): L-leucine biosynthetic process; L-valine biosynthetic process
Cellular component (GO): mitochondrion
Molecular function (GO): branched-chain-amino-acid:2-oxoglutarate transaminase activity
Source: RefSeq, a predicted model, not a curated record